GAAUCAUAUUGCACAUGCGGGGAAUGCGGUGGCUAUGGGCCGGGGCGCUGGCCUCAACAGUGGGGAAUGCCAUGGCUUCGACGUCGCUGGACAGAAGUGCGGCUGAAAUCCUAGCUUUUGGGAGCUGUGGCAGUAUCGCCAGCGGGGUCUGCAGCAGCAGCAUCAGGAGCGGCAGAGCAGGCCCUCAGCACGUCAGCAGGAUCUCCGCCGAGCCUGCGACGAUGUCGCUCACGACGAGGGUAGACUCGGGAGAUUCAUCCGCGAUGAGGCCGGGGGGGGAGGCAACAGUGGCGGGGACGAGGGGGGCGGGUCUCCCGAGCUUUUGGGCGACGUUUUCGCCGUCGAGAGCGGGCCGGGGGAGGGCGCUUGUGUCCCCCUUGUCGGCGAAGGCGGAUUCCGACGAGAGCGGGGUAAUCAACAAGAAGGCGGAGUUUUACGGGAAUUCGGCGCCGGGCGCGGUGGCCCCCAAGGGUGCGGAGAAGCAGGACGAGGCCGCGGUGGAGUACGCGGUUGGGGGGGACUGGGAUAAGUCCGUCCAGCUGAUCAAGGCCAUGCGGGAUAGCGAUUUCGUUCCCUCGGUGAACGCGUACGUGGCGACCAUCGAGGCUUGCCGGAAGGCGGGCGAGUACGACCACGCGUCCACCCUCCUCAGCGACAUGAACAAGGUGUGUCUGCCGGAGGACCUGAUCAAGGCUUACGCCGCCCCGCACCCCAACGCGCCGGGAGUCACUCAGACGCAGAAGGUAUUCUGCUUGGCGAUGAUGAUGCGCCAGGACAAGAUCGAGCCGUUCGAGGAGACUUACCGGGCGAUCAUGGGGCUUGCCUCGAAGGAGAAGCUGUGGCAAGUGAGCUUGCUGCUGGUGGAGCACCUCAAGCGGAACGGGCUGGUUCCGGGAAAGUUCGUCUACGAUGAGAUCUGCUCCGUUCUCUUCAAGACCGGACAUCCCGAGAUGGCCACGAUGAUUUUCGAGGAUGCCCUUGGCGGCAACAUCGAAGAGCUCAACUCUUUCGCCCCUCCGGAGUUGGACCUGCACAAUCACACCGUCAGCACGGCGCUGGCGGCGGUUCGAGUGGUGCUGCUGGACAUGGCACGAAAACCUUCCACGAGACCCUUCCACGACCCGACACAGGAGCUGUUAAUCAUCACCGGGAUGGGGAACAACAGCAAGGACGGGGAAGCGGUGAUUAAGCCAAGAGUGAUGGAGCUGCUUUCGGACAUGGGUCUGGAACCAAGCAUGAUGCGGAAUAACGAGGGCUGUAUCGUGCUGCAGCCCGCUGAUCUUCAGGCCUACAUGGCGAGGACGGCGGGAGACUAAGAUGAUCCUUAGCCAAGCGAUGGUACGGAUGCGCUGUAGUCCUGUCGGCCGCAUCCCUCAACGGAGUAGCUGCAACUGCUCCACUCUCUCCUGCACCCGAACCUGCCCAACAGAUAUGAUGACCCUUUUUCGUCGGUGCCUGGGUACACUCCGUUGUGUGUCAUGCGGAGAGUGGAAUGUACCGCACCCCCCGUGGUUGCAUUCGAGCCCUGGGCAUACAUGACCGCGUUGUACGGCGGGUUGAAGCCUUUAUUACUGUGUGUUGUGUCCGCGUCCGAAACGGCCCGUUGCUACCAGAAGUUGCGAAAGUUUCGGAGUUGAGGCGGGCGACUUUUGAGUUUGUGUUUCAUUUGCCAUAGAUUGGGGCUCAUGAAACCCCUGCUUGGAGGCUGUUUCGCCUUGACAGUCUGCUUGAUGAGUGCGCGAUUGGUACGAGUGUGGCGACGGUUCGCGUAGCAGACUGUGCGACUUGACUUGGUCGGCUCCUUGCUUGAAACGGUUACCUUGCGCAUGCUGGUACCAUUUUGUCGGCCAUGUUUUCCUUGGUGUGCACCCCGGAUGCACCGUCACGUGAUUUUGAAGAAGGGCGGGGAGAUACAAACAGUUGCGGUCGCAUAAAGAUGAGGACUGCCUACCGUUCCCUUGUCGCGUGAAGUGGACGCUCUAGUCUUGUCUCGAGUGGGACGCGGUGAGAUGGCGCGGUGCGUCACGCGUCCAGUUUUGUGUUCCAAUUCCUCUGUUGUUGGCGCAACCUUGCCCUUUCAAAAGCUGUUGCCAGCCUCCAUCCGGAGUCUCGUCGGGGACAAGCGGCAGUGUGGAAGGCUAAACGGGUUGGGGGGAAUUUCGUUGAAGUCAAGUUGUGUCGCAGUACUGCAUGAGUCUGCACGCGAACGUAUGUCACCUUUUAAACCGGGAUGUUUUUGGAAUUCGACGUGGGUUUAUAUUCAGGCUUGUGACCGGUAAAGGUGGGGGUUUGCCUAGUCCUCGGAGACGUUCGCACUUUGCUGCAGGAAGGUGUUGGGGAGGGUGGGCUGUAAGGCGGCGAGCUACACAUGGGGUUUUUUAAUGCGACGGCGUGCAUCGUUCAUACGUGUUGCCGGCAUCGAACUUUUGUUUUUUAGAGCACUAGAGAUCAAUUGCCCGGAUGGGACGGGGGGAGGGUAGAAUCGGUCGCGCUCACGUUCUCGCGUUUGGGUGCACCAGAGAGGCAACGCAGCAACCUACCCUAGGAGAUGUCAAGAGAGAUUGGGACACUUGUUUCG
Ectocarpus sp. CCAP 1310/34 is the source of this 2578-nucleotide messenger RNA. The record is from the annotation of a GenBank genome assembly. NCBI's taxonomy places the organism in Eukaryota, Phaeophyceae, Ectocarpales, Ectocarpaceae.